AAUAUCCCGUCAGGAGUGUAGCUAAAGGCUGUCUGUGUCGAUGUGCACUGUGUUAAUAAAGGUUAUUUAAAUCCAACAUGGCGGCGCCUACAGUGCAGUCGUGAGCCAGGAAAACACGUCGUUUACAACGGUUUUUAAGGCUGGUUGGAAUGUUUUCUUUAACGCGGACUGAUGUUUUCUGUUAUUGCGAGCACAGCGCGGAAAUAAAGGAGUAGGAAAUAAAACGACGCAAUCAUGCGGGUGUCCGUGAGAAGGCUGGCGCUGUAUCCCCUGUUUGCAGCCCAAAGGAGCGGAGCCCUCCAGAGUCCAUUUCUGCACCAAAUUUCACCCAGGAGCCGCACCCUGUUCAGUGAGACAGGCGUGUGGGAGAAGGACUAUCGAACAGAGACAAGACGCAAAGUGGAAGAAUGGUGGCACCCGCGAAUUAUGGCGCAGUGGCGGAAGGAUGCACUGGAGGAGAGUCCCCACAAGAAGAAGUUUUAUGUCCUCUCUAUGUUUCCUUACCCAUCAGGGCGACUGCAUAUGGGCCAUGUGCGGGUGUAUACCAUCAGUGACACCAUUGGUCAUUUCCAAAAAAUGAGAGGGCAUCAGGUCUUAAAUCCAAUGGGCUGGGAUGCCUUUGGACUUCCAGCUGAGAAUGCAGCCAUAGAGAGGGGGCUUGACCCAGAAGACUGGACUAAAAGUAACAUACAGUCUAUGCGGGAGCAGCUGGACACUCUCGGGCUUUGCUUCAACUGGGACCGGGAAGUGACCACUUGCCUCCCAGACUACUACAGGUGGACGCAGUAUCUAUUUAUCAAGCUGUUUGAAGCGGGACUGGCAUACCAAAAAGAGGCUGUGGUGAACUGGGACCCUGUUGAUCAGACGGUGCUGGCUGAUGAACAGGUGGAUGAAAAUGGGCACUCCUGGAGGUCUGGAGCUCUGGUGGAGCAGAAGCUACUCACACAAUGGUUCAUCAAGACUACAAACUAUGCCAAGCCCCUCCUGGAUGCCCUGCAGGACCUUCCAGAGUGGUACGGGGUCAAAGCCAUGCAGGCAAACUGGAUUGGAGAGUGUACCGGAUGCUACUUCGACUUCAAACUGAAGGUAAAUGGGAAGGAAACAGGAGAGACCCUGUCAGCCUACAGCUCCUCCCCGGAGACGGUGUACGGAGCUGCUUACCUGGCCAUCCUGCCCUCCCACAGACUGCUGCACGGCAGUAGCUCAGUGCGCUCCGCUCUGCAGGAAGCCUUUCAGCCAGGCAGAGACUCCCUGACAGACGUCACAGCUCACAACCUGUUCACCGGCCGUGAGGUUCCCCUGGUCAUCUCACACAAGGAGACUUUUGAUGACUAUCUGGAUACUGUGGUUGGUGUCCCAGACUGUAAUGAAGAGGAUCUGUCUGUAGCUAGAGCUCUGAAUCUGAGUUGGACAUCAGUGCUGAAAACUCAUGAAGAUGGGACACAAACCCUCAUCAACUCUGAGGAGUUCUCAGGCCUUACCAGAGGCCAAGCCUUUAACUCUAUUACCCAGAAGGCCAAAGAACAGAAGGUUGGAGGCUACCUAACCAGCUCCAAGCUCAGAGAUUGGUUGAUAUCCAGACAGCGAUACUGGGGCACACCCAUCCCUGUGGUGCACUGUGGGUCAUGCGGUCCGGUCGCAGUCCCUGAGGAGGAGUUACCAGUUACUCUGCCAAAGCUGCCAUCAAUUACAGGAAAAGGGGCGUCGCCUCUAGAAGCGGCACAUGACUGGGUCAACUGCAAAUGUCCCAGAUGCAAGGGCCCAGCGAGAAGGGAAACUGACACCAUGGACACAUUUGUGGACUCGGCCUGGUAUUAUUUUAGAUACACAGACCCUCACAAUGCAUACAGGCCUUUUGAGUUCCACUUGGCAGACCACUGGCUUCCUGUGGACGUGUACAUCGGAGGGAAGGAACACGCUGUUAUGCACUUGUACUAUGCUCGCUUCCUCUGUCAUUUCUGCAAGGAUCAGGGUCUUGUGGCUCACAGGGAACCUUUUCGGAAGCUCCUGGUCCAGGGUCUGAUCAAGGGCCAGACGUUUAAGCUUGCAGGCAGUGGCCAGUACCUAAAGAGAGAAGAAAUAAACUUCACAGAUAAGGAACCAGUGGCUCUGAGUGGCGGUCGCGUUGAGGUGACGUGGGAGAAGAUGAGCAAGUCCAAACACAAUGGGCUGGACCCCCAAGACGUGGUCCAGCAGUACGGCGUGGACACAGUACGACUGUACAUUCUCUAUGCGGCACCGCCUGAACAGGACAUCCUGUGGAAUGCUAAGACCGAUGCUCUCGCUGGCGUUCUGCGAUGGCAGUCUCGACUGUGGCAGCUGGUGACCAAGCUGAGAGCAGCACGGCAGCUCGGAGAUGUCCCCAACCCCAGACUGCUGAAAAAGAAAGAGCUCGCAGAGGCCAAAAAGAUCUGGGAGAACAAGAACUACGCAAUUCAAGAGGUGACGACUCACUUCACAGAGGACUUCCUGUUCAACGCAGCCAUAUCUCGCCUAAUGGGACUCACUAACACACUGAGCAGUGCAACAGUCAGGCUGUUGCAACACAGCGUGGCGUUUGAGGAAGCUCUGGCUGCCCUGGUUAUGAUGGCAGCACCCAUGGCCCCUCACUUAGCUUCUGAGCUUUGGGCAGGUCUUUGCCAGGUGAAACACCCCCUCAGCCCCAUCCUCCAACAUGAAGGGGAUGUCCUGCAGCAGUCCUGGCCGACUGUGGACCCAGAGUAUCUGGAGGUCCCUGACUUUGUGGAAUUGUCUGUACUGAUAAACAACAAGUCCUGUGGCAUGGUGACCAUCCCUGUGCAGGUGUCCAAAGAUACCAGUCGGGUACAGCAGCUGGUUCUCGAGAGCCCCGUCGGACAGAAGUUUCUGAGCGAACGCAGCAUAAAGAGAGCCAUCUUGUCUCCCAGGACUGCUCUCAUCAACUUCCUUGUUGAUGAGUGACACUGGAUUGUUCACCACUGCUUUUGAGACAGACAAAAGAGGUGGACUUUUUAAAAAUCUAUUUAAGAAAACAUAAAAGGCUGAACGUCAGUUCAGAUAAAAAUUCAAUGAUAUCAAUGUAAAUAUCUAUAUAGACAUUUUAUUUAUAUGUUUU
Molecule: messenger RNA, 3094 nt
Organism: Pelmatolapia mariae (spotted tilapia)
Lineage: Eukaryota; Metazoa; Chordata; Actinopteri; Cichliformes; Cichlidae
Gene: lars2
Product: leucyl-tRNA synthetase 2, mitochondrial
Exons: 21
Coding region: 235-2940 (901 amino acids)
Biological process (GO): leucyl-tRNA aminoacylation; mitochondrial translation
Cellular component (GO): mitochondrion
Molecular function (GO): leucine-tRNA ligase activity; ATP binding; aminoacyl-tRNA deacylase activity
Source: RefSeq, a predicted model, not a curated record